CAUGAUCAUAUGCGGAAGGAAGGAUCUCAAACAACACAACACAGUCAGGGGGAUAACGCUAACAUUUUACAGAGUUUAUUUCCCGUUUUUAAUCUUUACCUCGCCUCCUGUCAACCCAGCAAUGGACGGAUCUGUAAGAGCAACGUCAGACGCCGCAGCCGGACCGCAGCCUUAUUACAGAGGAAAUGAAAGCUCCCUGGUUUCAGCCCUCAAGACACUGCUGUUCUUCACUAUCCUGAUGGUCACGCUGCCCAUUGGGCUUUACUUCGCAACAAAGGCGUAUAUCUUUGAGGGUUCCAUGAAAAUGUCAAGCUCUGACAGCUACUUCUAUGCAGCCAUUGUAGCAGUGCUCGCCGUGCAUGUGGUUUUGGCCUUGUUUGUUUAUGUGGCCUGGAACGAAGGCACGCCUAAAGGGAAGGGCAAACACGAUUAAGGCAUGUCCUUAUCAGCUCAUAAGACCGGAGGAGACGGACAGAGACGGGCAUGGAUCCGCAGCGCCCCCCACCACCGCCCCACCCCACCCCUCCACCAUGGGCUCCAGCACUAAACACGGCACCAUCUACCAACCAGACAGUUAGAGGAUCUGGUUUGCGCUUAGGCUUUAACGCAAGGUUAAAGCAUGAAACUUCCGUAUAAUUCCCCGGCAUGGGGGGAGUGGAGGCUGUUGGGUGUGUUUAUUUUCACCAGCCUCAGCAGGUCCGCUUUUUGACUUUUUGUUGUCUGAAAAUGUUACUUUUGUCAACAGAGGGCCGCCCCUAUUUUUAAGAGGCUUUGUUAUAAGCUGCCAUUUGGUUAAGUGCUCUAAGUCCCUUCACAGUCAGAGAGUUUUUCGUGUGAGAAAACAUCUUGGGUUUUGGAUGAUGCGUGUGCACACUCUGUAUGUGCUUGUAAUGUGUAUGUAUGAAGGAUUUGAUUUCCAGAAUGCUCGACAUCCAUUCUGUGAAUAUUUGUGCUACUGAAUUAAUCAUCCUGUCCUCAAAUUUCAGUUCUUAUCUGGAUACAUCUAAAGAUGACUCUUAACUUCUGUAACCCAUAAUGUGCUUAACACUCAUGCUGUAUUUUGGAUCAAAAUCUUCUUAAUGUCUUGUCUUUCAAAAUUAUCACACUUAUCUGUUUGUCCUCGUAAACAAGUGUUUUUUCUUUCUGUUUUUAAGUGUGUGUACUGUAGCUCAGUGAUGUUUUGGAACUUUGAAUUAGGAAAUUAUUGCAAGAUCAAGUUGUAUUUAAAAAAAAAAAGUUUUGUAUUGAAGAUGUUUGAUGAUUUGAGGAUGUCAGUGAGGUUGUGAUGCAGAUGAGAAGCUUGACCUGUUCAAAUAAACUGGAAAGACUGUA
This is a messenger RNA of Epinephelus lanceolatus (giant grouper), 1332 nucleotides long. It is a transcript of the gene vma21, whose product is annotated as vacuolar ATPase assembly factor VMA21. Gene Ontology annotation, cellular component: endoplasmic reticulum membrane. NCBI's taxonomy places the organism in Eukaryota, Metazoa, Chordata, Actinopteri, Perciformes, Serranidae. The record is from RefSeq and is a predicted model, not a curated record. Gene Ontology annotation, biological process: vacuolar proton-transporting V-type ATPase complex assembly.